This is a messenger RNA of Schistosoma rodhaini, 1818 nucleotides long. NCBI's taxonomy places the organism in Eukaryota, Metazoa, Platyhelminthes, Trematoda, Strigeidida, Schistosomatidae. The record is from the annotation of a GenBank genome assembly.
AUGGAUGUGUUCCUGUACCGUAUGCACCAUGAUUUUGGAACUUCUGAACCUAUAUCUGACCUUGAGAAGUUUUUGACACAUAUGGACAUAAAUUGCGUCAUCCAGUCAACAGAAAAUCUUAGUCUGAAUUCAAAUGAACAACACAGCAAAAAUCAAUGUAUUCAUGAUGAUAAUGUUAAAAAUACAGCUGAUUAUCUGCUAGGCGAUGAAUUUGAAAAAUCGUGGGAUAUAAACAAUUUGAGACUUCCUCCUAAAGCAUCGCCAUUAUUCAACUACAAAGUCUGUAAAGAGCAAAGCUUGUUUGUUGGCGAUCAUGCCUUUGGUUCUCCUCCUCUUUCACGUGGCGACGUUAUGGCUGUACAGUUCACUAACCUCACAUGUCUUACAAAAGGAAACGCAAAGACCGUUUAUCAAGCAACUUUAAGACUUAAGUCUGGGAAGACAUUAGAUUACCGUCCAGGUGAUAGCAUCUCCAUAUUACCUGAAAAUAACACUCAAACCGUGGCCUGGUUGUUACAGCGUUUAACGUUGGGUAGUCUGCAUGAUGCUGAUACACUUUUCACUCAUGAAGUAAUAGCUACAAAGCAUAGAAGUCUCCCUGAAUGGUCUCAUUUUACUUGUCCACUUUCAUUAAGAUAUUUAUUAACGUAUUGCUGUGAACUGUAUAUACCCAUAACACGUCGGAUUUUACGAUUGUUAGCAGAUUAUUGUUUUGAUGACAACGUCAACCCUGUUAGUGCAGAAAGACAACGUAACCGACUUCUAGAAUUCUGCAGUGAAGAAGGGAAGAAAAUGUUUGAAAAAUACAUACAAAAACCUGAUCUUAAUCUCUUGGAUAUUUUGUCUAUAUUUUCAUGUUGCCGACCAUCAUUUAUUCGAUUGUUAGAAAUUCUACCAACUCUUCAGCCACGUUCAUAUACACUCAUUAAUCCAGUUGAUGAACAAUUAUCUCGUGAACAAGAACUGUCUUUUAUUUUCACUAGAGUGGAUUUUGAAUAUCCUGAAAGUGAUAAGCAUGUAAGUUUUAUUGAUCGUUAUCCACCACGACGUCAUGGCACUUGUACCGGUUGGCUUGAAAAAAUAUGGUUUGGAGUUAAUCAACCUGAUGACUAUCAGAAAAUUAAUUUCAACAAUGUUGAAUCUCGGAUUAUAUACAUAUAUUUACGUAAAAAUAUUACACAAUUUUAUUUACCCGAUCAUAUCUCUCAACCCGUUAUAAUGAUUUCUGCCGGAAGUGGAAUUGCACCAUUUAUUAGCUUCAUAAGGCAACGUAAAAUUGAUAACCUGAAGAAAAAUACUUCUACUGGAGAUUUGUGGCUGAUGUAUGGCUGUCGUUCUCCAACGUCUAGUCUCCUGUUUGAAAACGAACUAUCAGAUGCAGUAAAUUCUAAAGUAUUGACACAUCUUUGCCUCUGUUUUUCAAGAGACACUGUAAAUUCUCGAGAUGAAAAGUAUGCACUUAAAGAAAUCUCGUCAAUAUUAAUUGAACAAGCCUGUUUUCCACUCAAAGCACAGUAUGUUCAAGAUUGUGUCCUUUAUAAAUAUUUUACUGAUUAUGAAGUAUCCGAGCAUGAUAUUCAACUGAUGAAUCUUGUUUUCGAGAGGGGUGCUAAAAUAAUGAUUUGUGGAGGAACACGUGCUUUAGCUUUGGGAGUAUAUGAGUCGUGGCUGAGACUACUUGCUAUGCGACUUUAUUAUGAACGAACACAGAAAUGGUGUAAGUAUUCGGCCAUACCUGAAGAUGAUUUCAUAGAUGCCCGAGCAUAUGUAGAAGGAAUGCGUAAAACAGGACGAUUUCAAGAAGAUAUAUGGGCUUAA